Messenger RNA from Thamnophis sirtalis, 2037 nucleotides. The record is from RefSeq and is a predicted model, not a curated record. NCBI's taxonomy places the organism in Eukaryota, Metazoa, Chordata, Lepidosauria, Squamata, Natricidae.
UCUACCUCCGGGAAUCCUGGCAACGGUUCACACACGCCACGGACGGAAGAAAAAACACAGCAAGGACGGGAGGGGGGGUUGAUAGAAGAGGAAAAGCUGUGACCACGGAGCUCUUCCAACACGCGCGUUCAGCCGCUGCUUCUCGUUUGGCGUCGUGCCUGGGCAAGCAAGCCGCAUUCGGGCCAGAAGAGCGCAGCCAUCGCGCUCACCGGAUCCAAACGGUUACAGAAUAUAGAUGGGUAUCGCCAUGACUUCAACCUUGCUCUUCAGCCUGUCCCUUCUGCUGGCCUGCAGCAUGGCUCUGACUUUCAGUCACAGUGCUAGGAGCCCAGACAGAGUUUCUGAAGCUGUGGUGCCCAUGAAGGUUUGCAACAUUUGGGUCCUUAUGGAAAUAUUCCAAACAUUGUUGCUGAGUUGACAGGUGAUAAUAUACCAAAGGAUUUUAGUGAAGAUCAGGGAUAUCCAGAUCCUCCAAAUCCUUGCCCAAUUGGAAAAACAGUUGAUGACGGAUGUCUUGAAAACACACCCGACACAGCGGAGUUCAGCAAAGACUAUCAACUUCAUCAGCAUCUUUUUGAUCCAGAACAUGACUACCCCAGCUUAAGUAAAUGGAACAAGAAUUUACUCUUUGAGAAAAUGAAGGGUGAAUCGAAAAGAAAGAAAAGGAAUGUAAAUCCAUAUCUUCAAGGACAAAGAUUGGACAACGUUGUGGCAAAGAAAUCUGUUCCACAUUUUUCAGAUGAAGAAAAAGACAGAGCAGAAACUGAAUGAAGAUUCAUAAAUGGCUUGAGUACUAAUGAUAUAAAAAGUGAUUCAAAUAUUCAUAGUAGUUGCAUGCUUAUUAACUAUGAAAAUCUUUCUGGAAAGCAGUUGGAUUUAUAGUAUUUAUAAUAUUUCUUUUUCUGCAUCUACACCAAACUGGUUUCUUUCAGAUGUUUGGGGCAAUGAUUCAUGGAAUUAUUGAGAUGCCCAUGAGAAUUAUAAUCCAAUAUAUCUGCCUUUAGAUUUGGGUGGCUGUCCCAAGUAUACAACUAUUGGAUUUUGCUUCUUGUUAAGUUAUAACAACAUAAUUACCAACAUAACCAUGUCUUGCUUUGAAUCUGACUUUAAGCUUUAAUACAUUUUAAUCAUUGUGACUUAAACUGGUGUUAAGAAAUGAGUCUUUAAAAAGUUGAAAACAUUAAAAGAUUUUUCAGUUGUUGAGUACUAUAAGUGAUAUAAAAGAUUGCUGUUUGGGAACAAUUAUUUCACCUUUUUCUGUUUGUAAAUAAUAACAUAAUGCAUAAUAAAUAUCUAGGCACUUGCUAUUAUUGAAAGUCAACAUUGUCUGUUUUCAUUAAAUUACAUGUUUCAGACAAUUACCAAUCAAAUGGUUUGGUCCAAUUAUAGGAAAAUUAUAUAAGUUAUUUCUAAAGACAUGCAUGUGAUUAAGCUUUUUACCCAGAAGGCAAGAUGGUUACACACUCAGCUACAAGGAAAUGCUGUCUCACCUAAGUGCACAGAACUACCCCAUUAAUUAUCUGUUUUUGAAUAAUGAAUUAUAACCCAUAUGCCUCCCAUAUCUAGAUUGAAAAAGUGCAUAAAUACAGAAAACACUAGCUAACUGCUGCCACAUUGCUUGUCUGAAUUUCUGCAGUUCAAAUAUGGCAAACCUAAUCAGGUAAACUGAUAUAAAAUAAAAUAAGACAUUAUUUUAAUAUUUACUUUAUACCCUAUUCAAACAGAAUGUUUCUGUUCUACAAACAAAGAGAAGGAAUAUCUUUGUCAUAAGACAGAUUUAAGGAUAUCUAGGUAGUCAGCCAGAAUGAUAUGUAGUAGUCCUCGACUUACAACAGUUUGUUUAACUUACCAUUUGAAGUUACAUCACUGAAAAAAGUGGCCUAUGGCCAUUUUUCACACUUAUGACUGUUUCAGCAUCCCCAUGGUCACGUGAUCAAAAUUGAGAUUCUUGGCAACAGGCUCGUGUUUAUUAUGAAUACAGAGUCCCAGGGUCAUUUGAUCACCUUUUUGCAACCUUCUGACAAGCAAACCCAAAUG